CUUGAUCUUGAGUGACAUUGGAUCUAUUCCUCAUUUUAAGAAGCUUGCCUAUUGAGCUACCAAGGUCUCCAAAUUUGUUUACAAUCAUGGUCCAAUUUAUUUCUGGUUGAAGACAAAGGAGAAUUGGAAAAAAUAGUGAGACCUGGUGCUACUAGAUUUGCUACUACAUUUCUGAGUUUGCAGAGUACUUUUGAGCACAUGCAUGAUUUGGAGGAACUGGUGAUUAGUGAGUUCUUUAGAAAAAGUGAUCUUUCAAGUACUAAGGAUGGAAAGGAUGUGAAGGCAAUUGUACUUGAUCAACAGUUUUGGGCUGAUUGUGACUUCAUUGUUAAGUUGACAGCUCCAAUUGUCAAGUUGCUUCGAGUUGUGGAUUCAGAUAGUAAACCAGCAAUGGGGUAUGUGUAUGAUGGGAUGACUAGGGUGUCAAAUGCUAUUAAGACUGUUUGUGGAUACAAGGAGAACAUGUACAAACCCUACAUGGAUAUCGUUAAUAGGAGAUGGGAUAAGCACUUGAGCCGUGAUUUGUUUAUGGCAGCUCACUAUCUUAAUCUGGCUAUUAAGUAUGCUGAUGAUUGGACAGAGGAUAGGGCAGUUACAUUUGGACUUCUUAAUCUUCUUGAGAACUCGUCUUUAUGUCUUGAUAAUAUUGUGGUGGUGGCGGAGAUGAUUUUGUAUGCUGAAAAGAAAGGAAACUUUGGGAGGAAGAUGGCAAUAGAUUCUGCAUAGAAACAACAACUAGGUAAUUGAUAUCACUUGCAUUGAAGUUCUUCUAUUUAUUACAAUAUUUAAGAAAUUAACAUAUAUGCUUUAUAUGUAGAUAAGUGGUGGAAAUGGUUUGGCAUUGAUGCUCCAAAUAUUCAGAAGUUGGCUAUUCGAAUUCUUAGCCAAACUGCUGCUUCUUCUGGUUGUGAACGUAAUUGGAGUGUCUUUGAACGUGUGCAUACGAAAAGAAGAAACAGAUUGCAGCAUAAAGUGCUUAGUAACUUGGUGUUUGUGAAUUACAACUUGUGAUUGCAGAAUAGGUAAUGAUUUGAAUUAUAGAACUUGUGUGUUGAAUUCAUACUUUCUAUGCUUACUAUUGAAUUGAAUUAUUUUAUGUUUUCUACUUUGAUUAGGGAGUAUUAUACCAAGAACAAAAAAGAAUCAUAUGAUCCCAUAAGCCUUGAAAGCAUUGAUUCUACUAUUACUAGUCACUGGUUGUCAGAAGGGGAAGAAGGUUCAUCUUCUAGGGAAAAGGAAUUGGAUAUUGAUGAGCUGGAUCGAGCAUUAGAAGAGGAAGGUUUGUUUGUAAAUCAAUUAUGUAUUAUAUGAAUUCUAAUACUAAUAAUUGAUUAUAAUUCUUACUUGUUUUCUCUUGUAUUGUAGUUGGUGAUGAAGAAGAUGAAGGGGACGACUUGCAGAAUGUAGACUUAUCUACAUUUGGUGUUGUUUGAAGAUAUGAAACGUUGUUUGUGAACAUUGUAGUGUUUGCUAGUUUGUGUUUGUGGUAGUUGUGAACUUGUGGUUUGAGAAUGUUGUUUGGUUGUUUUGUACUUUGAACGAAAAGGAAAUGUUGUUUGGUUUGAGAAUGUUGUUUGAACUUGUGGUUUAAGAAUGUUGUUUGGUUGUUUUGUACUCGAUCGUAAACAUGCAUUUGAACGAUUAUGUAGUUAAUUCAGCAAUGUUGCAGUUUGUUGAUUGUUAUAUUAAAACUACCUAUUUAGUUUAUUCAGGUUUGUUAUCCGGUAUGUUCCGGUUUUAUUCCGGUAUAUUCCGAAACGGUAUCCUGAAUCUGUCGAUACGGUUUUUUAACAAAAAAUAUUAUUUAAUUACAAAAACGGUAUUUUGCUGGUACACAACGACUGAACCACGGUAGUACCACAAAAUACCCUACCACUAGCGGAUCCGGUAUGACUUCCGGUACGGUUUCCUUUACCAUGGAUUUCAGAGAUUUCCGACGAGAAUGGGCGUGAAGUGAAGAAGAAGGGUUCACGCCUCCUUAUAUAGCACGAGGUUCAUAUGGAUGGGGGUUGAUUUUCAAGGUCGUUAAGACCAUGAUAAUAACUCUAGAACCGUGAACUCGGGUAAAUACGGUGCACUUCAAAAAACUGGGACUAGACUUUGUUCACAAUCUUUGCCUCCUUAUCACGGCCUGACAGCCGUGAUAAUGGGGCUAAAACCAUGAACUGAUGAAAAAUAGGGCAUUUCUCAGAUUUUCAAGACUCGACCUAAUCAACCGUGCCCCUAACUCUCUUGGCCAAUUGACUAAGGGUUGCUUAGGCUUCUCCCUCGAACUGUAGUCCGGACGACCAAAACACAACCUACUCAAGGUGCUAAUACGUAUUAAGAGGUUUGUCAUAAUUCAACCUAAGUAGGUGACACAAUUUGGCCAAGAAAUUCUAGCUUUUACAAGCCUCUUAGCAAGAAGGGGAUUUCCCUCUACCUAGGUCAAAAUGGCAUAAAAGUUGGAAAUGCAAAAACACGACACAACCUUCAUGUAAAUACCUCAUAACUUGUAUUAAAACACAACUACGCAU
This is a messenger RNA of Linum trigynum, 2516 nucleotides long. Lineage: Eukaryota; Viridiplantae; Streptophyta; Magnoliopsida; Malpighiales; Linaceae. The record is from the annotation of a GenBank genome assembly.